Eublepharis macularius is the source of this 1346-nucleotide messenger RNA. RefSeq names its product one cut homeobox 1 (gene ONECUT1). Gene Ontology annotation, cellular component: nucleus. Gene Ontology annotation, molecular function: DNA-binding transcription factor activity, RNA polymerase II-specific; RNA polymerase II cis-regulatory region sequence-specific DNA binding. The transcript has 2 exons. Lineage: Eukaryota; Metazoa; Chordata; Lepidosauria; Squamata; Eublepharidae. Gene Ontology annotation, biological process: regulation of transcription by RNA polymerase II. Bases 1 to 1326 code for a protein of 441 amino acids. The record is from RefSeq and is a predicted model, not a curated record.
AUGAACCCGCAGCUAGCCAUGCAGAGCCUGGGCGAGCUGCCGGGGCUGAGCCACCAGCCAGGCUCGGCCCCGGGCGGCCUGCUGAGCGGGCCCCCCCACCUGGCCGCCCCGCCGCCGCGGCCCCUGGGCAUGGCCGCCCUCCUGGACGGGGGCGACUUCCACGCCCACCCCCCGCACCCGCACUCGCACCCGCACCCGCACCGGGGCCCCGCCGAGCACCCGCUGGGCCCGCCGCUGAGCCUUGCCUGCGAGGCGGCCCCCGGGAUGGGCCUGGGCGGCCCCUACCCCACCCUGGCGCCCCUCCAGCCGCUGCCGCCCCUCGCCGCCGUCUCGGACAAGUUCCCGCCGCCCGCGCCCGCGCCUCCCCCACAGCGGCUGGCCGGCCACGGGGGCGGCGGCGGCGGCGGCUUCUCCUCCCUGCUGCGCGACGAGCGCGCCCUGGCCGCCGCCUCCGUGGCCCACCUGUACCCGCCCUACCCCAAGGAGGUGUCGGGCAUGGGGCAGACCAUGUCCCCGCUGUCGGGGCCGGGCCUGGGCGGGCUGCCCCACGCCCACGCCCAUGCCCAGCAGGGGCUCCCGCACUACGCGCACCCCGGGCCCGCCCUGCCGCCGGAGAAGCUGCUCCCGCCCGGCGGCUUCGAGGCUCCCCACUCUGCCCUGCUGGCCCGGCCCGGCGAGCAGCCCGGCCCGGCGCAGCCGCUGGCCGGCCUGCAGCACGCCAUCGCCCCGCACGCCCACCUGAGCGCGGCCCGGGAGCCCGGCGGGCCCGGCGCUGCCUCGCAGGCCGGCGGCGAGGAGCUCAACACCCGGGAGGUGGCGCAGCGCAUCACCGCCGAGCUGAAGCGCUACAGCAUCCCGCAGGCAGUCUUCGCCCAGCGGGUGCUCUGCCGCUCCCAGGGCACGCUCUCCGACCUCCUGCGCAACCCCAAACCCUGGAGCAAGCUCAAAUCCGGCCGGGAGACCUUCCGCAGGAUGUGGAAGUGGCUGCAGGAGCCCGAGUUCCAGCGCAUGUCGGCGCUGCGGCUGGCAGCUUGCAAAAGGAAAGAACAAGAAUAUGGGAAGGACAGAGGGAACACCCCAAAAAAACCCAGGUUAGUCUUUACUGAUGUCCAACGUCGAACUCUACAUGCAAUAUUCAAGGAGAACAAGCGUCCUUCCAAAGAAUUGCAAAUCACGAUUUCACAGCAGUUAGGAUUGGAGCUGAGCACCGUCAGCAACUUUUUCAUGAAUGCACGAAGGAGGAGCCUGGAUAAAUGGCAGGAUGAGGGCAACUCCAAUUCCAGCAACUUAUCAUCAUCUUCCUCAAGCACUUGUACCAAAGCAUAGAAAAUCAACCACAAAUGAAA